Messenger RNA from Dermochelys coriacea (leatherback sea turtle), 1359 nucleotides. Its product is annotated as pancreatic lipase-related protein 3-like. Bases 436 to 1359 code for a protein of 307 amino acids. Gene Ontology annotation, molecular function: triacylglycerol lipase activity; protein binding. The record is from RefSeq and is a predicted model, not a curated record. Lineage: Eukaryota; Metazoa; Chordata; Testudines; Dermochelyidae. Gene Ontology annotation, biological process: lipid metabolic process. The transcript is spliced from 8 exons.
UUGCUUUUGAGUCAGGAGCUGGCAGUAUUGACACCAGCACACAUUUUUUAAAGUCUUUUUUUUUUUUUUUUUACUUUUGUAUGAGGAUUCUACAACCCUAAGGGAAAAAAGUUGCCACAAAGUAUCCUGGUCUUUCAUGGUGUUUGAUGAGUCACUAAGAUCUAUACUCUAUUAUCAGCAUUGGCUAAUACCGACAGAAAGAAUUUGGACUUCAAAUUUAAUCAUAAAACCAAAGCCCAGUGUCUGCUUCUUUCAAAGUUGUUGCAGCUUCAAUGCACCAUCUAACUGUAAUGGAUUCAAAAAUACUAAUGAUUUGCUUUAUGUGCUACAGGCGAAAAAGUUUGCUACCAACGACUUGGCUGCUUUUCAGAUAAACAGCCAUGGGCUGGAAUACCAGGGAGAUUUCUGGCAGGUUUACCCGACUCUCCAGAGAGUAUGAACAUCAGCUUCACCCUUUACACUAAAGAAACUAGAAAUAACUCUCAAGUGAUCUCUGCAAUACAUCGCUCAACUAUCAAAGACUCACAUUUCUGCUCACAUAGGAAAACUCGCUUCAUUGUUCAUGGAUUCAUGAGCACUGGAAAACAUGGCUGGGUGGUAGAGAUGUGCUUGCUGCUAGUGGAAGUGGAAGAUGUGAACUGCAUUGCCGUGGACUGGGCAGAAGGUGCAAAAGGCAUAUACAUCAGUGCAGUGAACAACAUCCGUGUUGUUGGGGCUGAGAUUGCUUAUUUCAUAAAUACUCUUAUGAAAAUGUUUCGAUACUCCCCUUCUCAUAUCCAUAUCAUUGGCCAUAGUCUGGGUGCACAUGCUGCAGGAGAUGCGGGAAGAAGAAUACAAGGCAUCAAAAGAAUAACCGGGUUGGAUCCUGCUGGGCCCUUUUUUGAAGGCACUCCGCCAAAAGUCAGAUUGGACCCUACGGAUGCAAGAUUUGUUGACGUUAUUCAUAGUAAUGCUGCCCAACUUCCUACUGUAGGAGUUGGAAUGGCUCAAACCUCUGGCCACCUUGACUUUUACCCAAAUGGAGGAAGUAUUAUGCCUGGAUGCGAUGAUGUAAUUAUUCCAGUGACUAAAAAAGGUUGGAGCCACAAAAUAUCUAUCAAGCUGUCUGGCACGAAGAAAGUGAGGGGGGAACUAAACAUAGUUUUCCAUGGCACAGACAGGUUCACAAAGCAGUACCAAAUUAUCUGUGGACUCCUUCAUCAAGGUAGCAUUUAUACAAAGUACGUCGAUGUUGAAAUUAACCCUAGAAAUAUUACGAAGAUUGAAUUUCUCUGGAAUAAGAAUAUAUUGACUCUGCUUUGGGCCCAACUGGGAGCAGAAAUGGUCCACAUAAUCAAUGAAGAAGAUGGAUGUGUGUAA